AUGCAUCUGUCUUUGUCUGUCAUUGUCGCUUUUCUGGCUGUGGGUAUUCAUGGCGCCCCUGCCGAAGACGUUGAGAAGCGCGCCAUCACCUCUGGCACCAACGACGGUUCCAUUUUUCAGUUCGGUGAUGCCUCGCGUUGCCGCAAGUUAUUCUACGACUCGGGUGCUUGCGGUCUGAGCACCUAUUUCAAGGGCAAAGUCCCGUCCAACAUGCCCCUCGUCGCUGUUCCUUCGCGCGUCUUUGACAAGUUUGGCCAGGCUCAGAACAAUAAGCUUUGCGCCAAGACAAUCACCAUGACGUACAAGGGCGUAACUCGCAGGGCCAUUGUCGCUGAUGAGAAUACGAGCGAUGAGCAGUCGAUUGACAUGUGCCUGGGUGACUGGAAGGCUUUUGGUGGCAAGGAUGGUGAUGGUACCCUCCGUCGCGGCGUCAAGUGGACCAUUGGCUGA
Messenger RNA from Beauveria bassiana ARSEF 2860, 450 nucleotides. RefSeq lists its product as uncharacterized. Lineage: Eukaryota; Fungi; Ascomycota; Sordariomycetes; Hypocreales; Cordycipitaceae. The record is from RefSeq and is a predicted model, not a curated record. The coding region runs from base 1 to 450 and encodes 149 amino acids. The transcript has a single exon.